GCAAAUCUAUCAACACAAGAGAAAGAGAAGAUAAAACCAGCAGGAAUUUCUCUAUUCUUUCGAUUUUCAGCGCUUAUUCACCAACCCAAAGAUCAAUAACUGCAUAAAGGGCAACAAAAUCACAUCCCGCAACUACGCUUUUUUCACAGGUGGGGAUGUGUUCUCUUUCUGUAUUGGAGGUCCAGAGGUUGAAAUCUGAGCUUUGACGAAAACCCAUUUGCUUAUUUUCCGGAUUAUUUGCUUGUAAAUGCAACUUUGUAGAUCAAUUGCCUCUUGGAUAUCCCGCAUAUUGGCUUGCAUGGGAAGUUGUCUUGGAUGCUGUAUGAAUUCUCCUCAUGUUGUUUCAGUGGAUAAGCCAUCUAAAGGACUGAAAGUUCCGAGCAAACGAUUGAGGAAAACUAGUUUAAGAGACGACUUUUGGAGCAGUAGUGCAUGCGAGAUGGAGAAUAGCACUUUUCCCUCCCAGAGAAGCAUCUCAUCAAUUAGCACAUCUAAUCCGGCCCUUGAUCCUCACAGUAAUUCUGGCACCACGAGCAGCACUUCGGAAUUUGUAAAUCAUGGUCUACUUCUUUGGAAUCAAACGAGGCAACAAUGGUGUGGAAAUAAAACACCGCAGAAGCGUGCCUCAGUUCGAGAACCCAAAUUAAGUGCAGAUACAAGUUAUGAAACGUUGCUAGGGACCAAUAAGCUUUUCCCUCAGCCAAUCCCUCUACCGGAAAUGGUAGACUUUCUUGUUGAUGUGUGGGAGCAGGAGGGGCUUUAUGAUUAAGCAGCCACAUAACUCAUCAUUCUCAGCAACUGCAAAUUGUGUUCUGCAAGUUUUUAUCACAUUAAUUUGAUAUUUUAUAAGGACUUCUAAAAUAUUAAAAUAAAAAAUGAUAUCCAAAAGUUAAAUGAAAAUAUUUUUAUUUUUAUUAGUUUA
Molecule: messenger RNA, 922 nt
Organism: Solanum verrucosum
Lineage: Eukaryota; Viridiplantae; Streptophyta; Magnoliopsida; Solanales; Solanaceae
Exons: 6
Coding region: 248-769 (173 amino acids)
Source: RefSeq, a predicted model, not a curated record